Molecule: messenger RNA, 405 nt
Organism: Entrophospora sp. SA101
Lineage: Eukaryota; Fungi; Glomeromycota; Glomeromycetes; Entrophosporales; Entrophosporaceae
Source: the annotation of a GenBank genome assembly
AUGGCAAUGAUUUUAUUAAGAACUCGUGCUAAUAUACCCGUAGUAAUUUGUGGAGAAGCCGGAUGUGGAAAGACUAGUUUGAUUGGUUUUUUGGCCAAGAUAGUGGAAGCAGAAUUUAUGACUUUAAAUCUUCACGCUGAGAAUAAAGCUGUAAUAGGUAAGUUUAAAGAUGAAUGUUCUGGAACUCCAAUGCAGGAAUUUAUAGGCCUCAGAGCAUUUGAAAUCGAUAAUGGAAAAGUCAUAAGGGAUCCAACUAAGAAGGUAUUAUGCCCUCUUGAUACAAAAAAAUGGAUAUUAGAUGAUGGUAUCAAUAGUUAUGCAUAUGGACAUUACAAGAUCCAAGAAUCAUAUAUUAAGAAACAAGAGGCGGGAUUAGCAGAAUACAUGGAUUUAUUAUUAUCUUAG